AUGGUACGAGAAGGCGACCAGGACCUAGACUUGGAGAUGAGCUCCAAUGUGAGCGCUUGCACUUCGACUUUUCACUUGGAGGACUCCAGCUUCGAAAGCAUAGACAAGGAGUUCUUAUAUUCACAUACGAUGCCCAUCAACAAGAAUGACUCUAAACGGCCCCAUCACCAAUCUGAAUCCGUUUACAAUAUGGACCAGGAAAAGACGCCCAAGCGGCCGGACCAGUCUAGCUCAACGCUCGACAAGCCGAAAGAGCUCUUAGACCCGGCCGCCGCCACCUGGCGUGAUCUUUUCAACUUCUUCAGCCCACGGCACUUGGUAGUGUUGAUAACCGCCCUAUUCUCCUCUGCCAUUGCCGUGGGUGCAGACAUUGCGGGUGUCAUCAUCUUUGGAAACGUAUUUCAAGAGCUUACGAGCUAUGCGGCGAGGCAGCUCGGCUCCGAGGAGACGCGACAAAAUGUCAACUUUUGGGUUAGCAUCAUUGCCGUGCUGGCCGUCACGCACCUCAUCGCGGCAGCUACGCAGAUGCGAUCUUGGAUCAAGCAUGGUGAGAUGCAAGCCCGUAGCGCCAGAUUGGAGCUAUUUCGGCGCAUGUUGUCCAAGCAGAUGGGCUGGUUCGACUCGAAUAAAGAUGGUAUGCCAGCAAUGAUGACUGCGUUCCAGCGCAAUAUCCGCGAGCUUCAAAUAGCCACUAGCCAGACAUUGGGCUUCAUCGGCCAUGACUUUAUGCUUUCUAUCGCCGGUAUGAUUGUGGCCUUCAAGUACGGCCCGCUGAUGACGCUCGUCAUCACCGCCUCAGUCCCCAUUGCCAUGUUCAUCAUGCGAGCCCUCAGCCAAAUGCUCGAAAAGGCGAUCCGGGCCCAGAAGGAGAAGCAAGCAGUCGCCACCAAGCUAUCGGCCGCAGCCAUUACGGGUAUCGACCUGGUCAAAGUUUACAACUCCCACGAACAUGAGCUUCACAACUUCCGGCUCGCCGCUAGGGAGGCGGGCAAGCACGCACGCGUCCAGACGAUGUGGAACGCCCUGCAGGCAGCAUUUAUCAAGAUCUACAUGGCAGUCGUUUUUCUGUCUGGCUUCUUCUUUGGUAUAUACCAGGUAGACCAGGGUAACAUGAGUGCCGGCGACGUCAUCACCACAUUUUAUGCCGCGCUCAGCACUUUUCAGGGAGUCCAAGGCUUGGGUCCGCACAUAUUGAACCUCGUCAGGGGUAUGCAGGCCGGCAAGGCGCUCAAGUCGGUGGUUUUUGAUAGAGUUGUGGAAAUGGGUGGCGGUCGAAAGCCUAGAGUGUUUGAAGGGAGGGUCGAAGUCAAGAGUGUUAGCUUUGCCUACCCUUCAAGUCCGGCGGUACAGGUCUUGAAACAGACAUCAAUGACCUUCAAGCCCGGAAAAAUGACCUUUCUCGUCGGGCGGAGUGGCUCUGGCAAAAGUAGCAUCACCAAUCUGUUGGUCAAAUUCUAUGAGCCCCUGAGUGGUGAAAUACUCCUGGAUGAGCAUCCCCUUCAGACCCUCGACUCCGAGUGGGUCCGAAAGAACGUCACUCUUGUGCAGCAGCAGAGCACUCUCUUCAGCGACACUCUUUACGCAAACAUUACCAUGAACUCCGACAACGUCAGCCGGGACAAGGUCAAAGCAGCCUGCGAGAUGGCGCUGCUCCAGUCAACCAUUGCGAGUCUGCCUCAGGGGCUAGACACGCUCGUCGGCCCAGGUGGACAGAGCCUGAGCGGCGGGCAAAGACAGAGGGUGGCUCUGGCACGUGCACGUCUUCGUGAUACCCCCGUACUGAUAUUAGACGAGGUUACCAGUGGCUUGGAUCCCAAGUCGAAGUUGAUGAUCAUGGACGCAAUACGAUAUUGGCGCAGUGGCAGGACAACAAUAGUCAUUACUCAUGACAUCUCUCAAGUUGGGGAUGAUGAUUACGUCUAUGUCAUGGACAAGGCCGAGGUUCGCGAAGAGGGACUCUGCAAACAACUCCAGAGCAAUCGAGAUGGCUACUUUUUGCAGCUGCGGGCCUUGGCCGAGUCAGGGGCUGAUUCUAGCAGCCAAGACGGGGCCAUGACCCCAGAUGAUGAUUUGUCCAGCCUAAGCUCAUCCGAGGACGAGCCCGAUGCGGAUAUGAGUGGCAAGUCGUUUUACAUCCCUGAGCCAAAGACUACUUCCUCCCUUGGUGCCCUGGGUAGGAUGUCUUUUGUCCCCAUCCCAGGCACAAACGCUGCCAUAUACCCGACACCAAACCAGCCGGGAUCCGAUGCCUAUCUACAACUACAUCAAAGCCCUCGCCAUAGGCACCGCGAACAAGUUCGACCAAACUAUCGGCAAGACGGGGAGGUAGCCAAGCCGCGAAGAGGCAGUAUCGACUUCAUCCAGGCGCGUGGCCUCUCAGCCCUUGCAAACAGAUCGCCUGCAAAGCGUUCCGUGCCUCAAGGUAGUGGCAUUGGUGAUGUUUUGAGACGGCUGUCGACAAGAUCAUCUCCUAUAGAAGACGUAGAGAUGUCCCCUGUCAGAGAGAAUAAAAAGGGAGUGAAGGGAGUGAUGAGGAAAAAGAUGAAAAACGUAAUGGGGAAAGGGGCGAGGGGUGGGAAGAGAGGAAUGAAGGACGGUACCAACGAGGAGGCGAAGGAGGAGACUACCAGCACGACAGAACAGAUGUCGACAUAUCAGAUAUUAAAGACUGUUUGGCCGGCACUCGACGCCAAACACCGCCUCUACGCCGUUGUAGCACUCUUUUGGUGCAUAGUAGCAGCCGGUUGCAGCCCCGUCUUUGCCUUUGUCUUCUCGAACCUACUUCAGGCAUUUUGGGCGCAGGGAAGCAAGCUGGAGGCCGGGACCAAGUGGGCCAUCGUUCUCGGCUGCGUCGGCAUCCUCGACUUUACUGCCGUCUUCUUCACGUUCUCCCUCGCCGGUGCCGUCGCACAGGAGUGGGUCGACACGCUCAAGGUCGAUGCCUUCUUUAGCAUCCUCUGUCAGCCGCGGGCGUGGCACGACCGAAGCAAAAACUCGGCCGCUCGCGUCUGUGAUGUCCUGGAUCGCGGCGCCGACGAGAUGCGGACGAUUGUGGCCCAGUUCGCACCUAUUACCCUUACUGUCAUCAUCAUGAUUAGCUCGGCCAUCAUCUGGGCCAUGGCGAUCCUGUGGCAGCUGACGUUGGUUGCGCUGGCCGUCUUCCCCUUCGUUGGCCUCUGCAUCUUCUCCUCCACCCGGACUAGCGAGAAGUGGGAGGCCCUGUCCAACGAAUCCUCCGAGGCUACAGGAAGUAUCCUUUCCUCUGUGGUCUCCGAUAUCCGGGUUGUUCGUGCUUUUCUCCUGGAGAAGUUCUUUGGCGACCGUUUCGAAGCUGCCGUCGAGCGGGCAUUUACUAUUGGCAAAAAACGCGGGCUGUAUACCGGAAUCUGGUCUGGCAUCCACUGCUCCAUCUCACAGUGGCUAGUUGUUGUUAUAUUCACCUUUGGAGUGUUUCUCCUCACCACAGUGGAGACUGUCAACGUCGGCGACAUCAUACAGGUUGUCAACUUGUUGAUGUUCACCGUCGGUAGCGCCACCAUGAUGAUGUCUAAUAUCCCUCAGAUCGCAGCUGCCCAGGCAAAGGCGACUCAGAUGUUGCAUUUGGCACAGAUGCCGCGCGGGCAUUCGGAGCAGCAGGAGCUGGGCAAGAAGAGGAUCCUCGCGCCCUUCCCCAUCGUCUUCAACAAGUUGCGUUUUGCGUACCCUGGAAGAGACCAGCAGGUUCUGCGAAACGUCAGCCUCUCCAUUCCGAGCGAGGGUUGUACGGCAAUAGUGGGUGGGUCGGGCUGUGGCAAGAGUACCAUCGCGGCUUUGAUCUUAGGGCUUUAUGAGCCGCUCUGUGACGACGACAGGAGUCCCGUCGGUGGCGCUUCUCCCAAGGCGUUUCGAAAAGGCAACUUCGAGGUAGCCUCUCCGGUAUCCUAUCCUCUCGGGCCAGUGGCAUCCUCUCCUCUCCCGUCAUUGGUAUACUCCCUUCCCCAAGGCGUCAUGAGAGCUGGUUCCUAUCGCAGGAGCGGUGAGCUUGGUGCGCUCACAUAUGCGGGCUUCGAUUCCCGCGAGAUCUCAACCAAAGCCCUACGUAGCAUGAUGGCAUAUGUACCACAACACCCAUUCCUAUUUCCCGGCACCAUCCAAGGCAACAUCGCAUACGGCCUUCCAGAGGACGAGAUAGUACUCCGAGGACAGCACAACAUCGAGCUGGCAGCCCGCGAGGCAGAUAUCCACGAAUUUAUCAUUUCGCUGCCUCAGGGAUAUGAAACCCUCGUAGGUGAUGGUGGGGUGGCAUUAUCGGGAGGCCAGGCGCAAAGGCUAUGCAUCGCGAGAGCCCUCGCCAGACGACCAAAACUGCUGGUUCUCGACGAACCAACCAGCGCGCUCGACGCCGAGAGCGGCCAGUCGGUCAUGGACACGUUGAGGACUCUAGUCUGCCGGCGGGAUGGUGGUCUCAGCGCCGCCGCCUCCCCCCUGCUGAGAAGAGGGGAUGGCACUCUCAGCCCCUACAGCCCACAGCACCCCGACCCGUAUAACUGGGAGGGAAAUUUCUUCCGCAAGAGUGAGGGCAGGCCCUUCAGCUACGUCCACGGAGCGGGCGCCAGCGCACAGCACCGGGCGCCGGCCGUGGUGGUCAUCACGCACUCGCGCGAGAUGAUGAAGAUGGCGGACCGGCUCGUCGUCAUCGACAACGGCUGCGUGGCCGAGACGGGAACUUAUGAGUACCUCAUGGCGGUGGGUGACAGUCGGCUCGCGGAGCUGCUCGACGGGGCAUAUCGUUCGCCGGCGGCCAAGAGCAGCGGCGUGCCGAGGGAAAAGACUACGAGCUUGGAGCCGGUGCCGGUCUCGCCCAGGACGUUGACAAGGGUGGUCUCACCUUCGCCGGAGCAGUAUCGUCGGAACAAUCAUUCGAGCCCGGGAGGUAUCCCGCAAAGGCAGCAGAGACCCGGGAGAAAUAUAGAGGACAUGUUUUUGCCGCAGGUGGACUGGCAAGGCGAUAGAAGGUGA
Messenger RNA from Pyricularia grisea, 4998 nucleotides. RefSeq lists its product as uncharacterized. The transcript has 3 exons. Gene Ontology annotation, molecular function: ATP binding; ATP hydrolysis activity; ABC-type transporter activity. Gene Ontology annotation, biological process: transmembrane transport. Gene Ontology annotation, cellular component: membrane. The coding region runs from base 1 to 4998 and encodes 1665 amino acids. Lineage: Eukaryota; Fungi; Ascomycota; Sordariomycetes; Magnaporthales; Pyriculariaceae. The record is from RefSeq and is a predicted model, not a curated record.